AUGACUUCUUCCAACACUGACCAGCGCCUGGAGCAUCUCCUCAGCGCCGUGGAGAGCGAGUUCCAGAAGGGCAGCGAGAAGGGGGACGCGUCCGAGAGGGAUAUUAAACUGACGCUGGAUGACGCAGAUUUGUGGAACAAGUUCAAAGAGUUAACCAACGAGAUGAUUGUCACCAAGACUGGAAGGAGGAUGUUUCCGGUGCUCAGGGCCAGCGUCAGCGGCCUCGACCCCAACGCCAUGUACUCGGUGCUGCUGGAUUUCGUGGCCGCGGACAACAACCGGUGGAAAUACGUGAACGGGGAGUGGGUCCCCGGUGGCAAACCGGAGCCCCAGAGCCCCAGCUGCGUCUACAUCCACCCGGACUCCCCGAACUUCGGAGCGCACUGGAUGAAAGCGCCGGUCUCCUUCAGCAAAGUGAAACUCUCCAAUAAACUCAACGGGGGCGGACAGAUCAUGCUGAAUUCUCUGCACAAAUAUGAGCCGAGGAUACACAUCGUGAAGGUUGGAGGCAUCCAGAAGAUGAUCAGCAGCCAGUCUUUCCCCGAAACGCAGUUCAUCGCAGUCACCGCUUACCAGAAUGAAGAGAUCACCGCUCUGAAGAUAAAGCACAACCCCUUCGCUAAAGCCUUCUUGGAUGCCAAAGAAAGGAGCGACCAUAAAGACAUCCCCGAUCACAAUGCAGACAGCCAACAGUCUGGCUACUCUCAGCUCGGAGGUUGGUUCCUCCCAGGCCAGAGUCCCAUCUGCCCCAGCAGCAGUCCUCCUCAGUUCAGUGGGGCAGCGGGCCACUCCUCCGGCUCCUACUGCGAGCGCUACUCCAGCCUGAGGAGCCACAGAGCGGCCCCUUACCCCAGCCACUACCCCCACCGCACCUCCGGCACAAACAACUACAUGGACAACACUUCAGGGACUCUGCCCUCUCACGACAGCUGGUCUGCUCUCCAGAUCCCCAACUCCACAGGCAUGGGCACUCUGUCCCACACCACCAACUCCACAUCUAAUUCCAGUCAGUACCCCAGCCUAUGGUCAGUCGCCGGCACCACCCUCACCCCCUCAGGCUCGGCCACGGGCUCCAUACCUGGAGGUUUGACCUCACAGUUCCUGAGGGGCUCCUCAUACACAGGCCUGACCUCCUCGCUGCCCGUCUCCUCGCCCUCCUCCAUGUAUGACCCCAGCCUGAGCGAGGUCGGGGUCGGGGAAGCCCAGUUCGAGAGCUCCAUCGCCAGGCUGACCGCGUCCUGGGCACCUGUGGCCCAGAGCUACUGA
Molecule: messenger RNA, 1266 nt
Organism: Cyclopterus lumpus (lumpfish)
Lineage: Eukaryota; Metazoa; Chordata; Actinopteri; Perciformes; Cyclopteridae
Gene: tbxta
Product: T-box transcription factor Ta
Exons: 8
Coding region: 1-1266 (421 amino acids)
Biological process (GO): regulation of transcription by RNA polymerase II; cell fate specification; somitogenesis
Cellular component (GO): nucleus
Molecular function (GO): DNA-binding transcription factor activity, RNA polymerase II-specific; RNA polymerase II cis-regulatory region sequence-specific DNA binding
Source: RefSeq, a predicted model, not a curated record